Molecule: messenger RNA, 1641 nt
Organism: Xiphophorus hellerii (green swordtail)
Lineage: Eukaryota; Metazoa; Chordata; Actinopteri; Cyprinodontiformes; Poeciliidae
Gene: tex36
Product: testis expressed 36
Exons: 4
Coding region: 933-1499 (188 amino acids)
Source: RefSeq, a predicted model, not a curated record
UGUGUAGAUUCUAUUACUUAGGAUAAUAAAAUAAAGAAUGAGUAAAGAUUAACAUAGUUACAAAAUAACAAAUUUGGGAAGAAACCCACAUUUUCCUGUACAUAAAACCUUUGAAACCAAUACAGUAGUUUAUGGGUAACAUACUUCAGCAAGAAGGCAGUUUAAAUGCUUUACAUAAAAAAAUAAUAAUAAAGGACACAUUAAAUUGCAGUGGCAGAAUAAAGAGAAGUAAUGGAAAGGUAGUAAUCCAAUUGUGAACUAUGUCAGAACUAUUUUACAGUUAUUAAUCAAAGGCAAUUCAAAACAAAUAUAAAUUUAGAAAGUGCUUCACUUACUAUGAUUUUGCAGUGAUUGGAAAUUGAAAAUUUAGCUACUUUUAAAGAAAUGUUUGAUGAGUAUAAUAAGACAAUGUAUUUAAUGAGUGAGUAAAGUACUUUGUCUAGCUUAAAAAAUGUUCAGAAAUUCUGCACUUGGUUCAUCGUGUUUAUUUCUAUAAAUGUCAGAAAAUGACAAAACGCAUCUCAAUAUUUUAUGAACAUUAUUUGCAAAUGUCCUCUCAUCUGCAUUUUACAUGUUGCUCUGACUUGUAACUGCUUAAAAAUAGAGAUGUCCUUUAUUCUUUAUUGUCCCACAGUUUAAUGCGUGUCUUUACAGCAAAGUGUCCUAAAUUACUCACUAGCACAACUUCAGAGAGAAGAUUGUACAAGCUAUUAUUCAAUUUCCUGAGCAAAUAAACUGGACUACUUUCCCCGUUCUGUAUUACUGUCAGAAUUCCAGAUCCCCAGCUCCAUGGUGAUCCGGUUUCAGAUUGCAUGUUGCCUGUUCCAGGUUUCUAUGGUCACCAGAAUUUUAUUUAGCUAUUAAGCUGAACAUAACCUGUGUGUUUUGUUCCACUGAAAGCAUUCAAUAGUCACAUUUCAAACUGUGCCAAAAUGGUGAAAGGAGGAAAACGCUACUAUGGUAUGGAGAAGGACGGCCAGUGGUUUGUCCAUCCACACGGUUCAAAGUUAACAUCUCGUGAAGCCUGUACAACUACUGGAGCUAUGCUGAAUGAGGCUAAGACAUUAUUGCCUGAGGAUCGGCAUGUGAAGCGCUAUCCUAAAUGGAAAAUUGACCAGCGAUCCAGGGAGGAUUAUCCAUUAUCAUGUCAUGACAAUAAGAACACCUUAAAAAGUAGCAUCUCAAUCUUCUCUAAUGGUGUGGGGCGAAGAAAAUACCCCGAUGAUCAUAUGCAGACCACAACUCAGAUCAGUUUGGCCCACGAAUCAGCUGAAGAGCCUACAUCUAGGUUUUUUGCAAUUCAACCUGACUUUACUUCAGUGGAGGUCUUGAGUGUACCGACCAAGAACAGGAGGUUCCCUCGAAACCACAAACUGAGGUCAGAAAGGGCCUUUGAUGAGACAAGGGAGCAGUUAAUGUGGUUUGGACAAGUCCCAGAUAGUCUGGAUGUGCUGGCAACUUCCAACCUGUCGACCCCUUCAGAGUCCUCACUCAUUUAGGUCACGGACAGACGUACAAUAAGAACAUUUGGGUGGCUGGAAUAAAAGAUUCAAUGAGUUUUAGUUUGAGGACAUGCAGACCUUGGUAAUAAGUGUUGGUUCAAUAACAAAACUUCAGAUGAUAAUAAAGAAAAAGAAUAUG